ACGUCUUCUGGACCAGCUCAUUAAAGGUGUCAACGAUCCUUAACAAACUAGCAGCGUCCUUUAAAGCCCAGGGAAACGACAUGGACAUGCUUCUUGACCUGUUCCAAAAGUUCCGGUCCCUCAGACUACAAGACUACAAGUCGGUCUGGGAAUAUGCAGCGGCUUUCAGACAAAUCAACUCCGACCUAGGAAAGAUUCACAGCGAAGCCAUAAUAAGAGACCUAGACAUGGUCAUAAUGUUUAUGGACGGACUCGAUUCAUCAUACAAUGAACUCGUCGCAGAUUUUCAGCGAAACCGCGCCUUUAUCGAGGACCCUGCCAACCCAGAUCUGAAGGUUCUCUCCUUUAAUGAGCUGGUCUGGAAGACUUUGGACGAAGAACGGCGCCUACGACGAGAACGUGACAGGGCAGCAGUGGCUAUGGCAGCAACUACGGAUCCAAACACUAAGCUGGUGGACUACUGUACUCGCUGCAAAAUGACUGGGCACUCGAUUAUCAGCUGCUUUUAUGUGCAUCCUAACUUGGCACCAAAAGGAUGGAAACCAAGGACCAAGAGACGAAAGAUGAACGACGAGAAGGGAAAACCUGGCGGAAAGAACAACAAGAAACGGCGAUUCAACAACGGUAGAAAAGAGAUUUAGGUACCUUAGGCCCUUCUUCUUUAUAUCUCUACCUAGGUACCUAUAUAUGUAUAUAUAAGAAUGGAUUGAAU
Messenger RNA from Amorphotheca resinae ATCC 22711, 712 nucleotides. RefSeq lists its product as hypothetical. The record is from RefSeq and is a predicted model, not a curated record. Bases 81 to 641 code for a protein of 186 amino acids. The transcript has a single exon. Lineage: Eukaryota; Fungi; Ascomycota; Leotiomycetes; Helotiales; Amorphothecaceae.